Messenger RNA from Pocillopora meandrina, 10698 nucleotides. NCBI's taxonomy places the organism in Eukaryota, Metazoa, Cnidaria, Anthozoa, Scleractinia, Pocilloporidae. The record is from the annotation of a GenBank genome assembly.
AUGGCGGCUGUUUUGCACGGACGGCGAGUAGUUGACUUGCUUCCGGUAAAAAUUGUGAGUGAGCGUUUUUAUCUCAUUCACACAGAGAUAGUAAUUUGUUUUUGAUAGGGUUCCUUUUCGUGUGCACUAGGAGCCUUAACAUUCAGAUCCAAGAGCAUACAUGUACAUGAUGCAUCGAAAUGUGCACUCCGCGUGCUUUUGAUUGGAGUCAUGAGAAAUGUAUUAUUUUUUCGGUGGCUUAGUACCGGUUGAUUUUUCCACUGAUGUCACGCUUUCCUUCAGUCAGUCUGUAUGUUGCAUGGGGGAGGGAAGGGGGGGGGGUAUUGUAAUCAUUUAGAACAACGGUGCACUGUAUUUAACUUGCUGUCUGUAUAAUUUACAGAUAUUUGGUUGUCAGCAUGUUCGAUGUGCACGUUUGGCCAGGAAAGUUGUAGCCUCAAGUUCUCUGUCCCCUAAAUCUACAAAACAGGUCAAAGAACCGGUCAGACAGCCACUUAAACAGCUAGUAAAACGAGUCAAACCUGAUAUGGUAAUUCAUUAAUAACUAGCCUUGAUUGUUGUUCUUGGUUUUGUAGCUAUUACCUUCAACCUUUUUCACCCUAACAUCAACAUGCAUAUUCUCCAUACUGUUCUCUAUACAUUUAUCAAGGUGCUUUAAAAGGAGACUUUGUUUAACAAUCAAGAGCUCCUUAAGUUUCUGACCAUUUCCUUUAUUUACCUGACCUCAAUGAGUGAUUUAGGGGUGAUACAGAAAGGAGACAUUAGAUGCUAGUUAAUUUUGAGGGUUAAAACAUUUCUGUUGUUCCUGCACAUUUGGAAUUUUUUGUAUAACACACAGGAUAUGAAGUCUGCACUUUCAAGACAACUGAGCAGGAGGAGAGAUUUGGCUUCUCAAAAAAGACCACUGCAGGAGCAGCAGAGUAACAAAGAGACAAUAUCAAAAGGACGCAAAGAAAUUGUCAUUGAGCCAUCUUGUUCAGAGGUGCACAUGCAGAAUUGAAAUUGAUAACUGUAGCAGUGAGUAAUAAGAUGGUGAAUUUUUACAAGCCACAUAACUAAUACUACAACUUCUAAUGUAAUUAGGUGUGGCAAAUGGUGCAGCACUGGGUGCUAGAGUAUAAAAGGUGACCCAAGGUUCCCCAAGGGGGAGAUGUUGUGGCCUGAUGGUUAGUCCACUGCACUCCAGGUUGAUAGCUCUGGGCUCAAGAACUGGCCAGGUCAUUGUGUUGUGUUCCAAGGAAAAACAUGCCCUCACGGUGCCUUCCUCCACCCAGGAGUAUAAAUGGGUGGAGGCAAACUGUCAGGGAUGCCUGAUGAAAUACUUGGGGGUAACCUUGCACUGGAUACCCCAUCCAGGGGGGAGUAGUAAUGCUCUUAGCUGCUUCAUGUUUUGGAAAUUAGGAUAAGCUCCUGCUGGAUUGGACACUUGGCUUGAGUAGAGACUUAACCUUCCUUUACCCAGGUCUCCCAAAAGUUUUUUGGUACCCAUUGAAACUCCUGAGUGGAGAGGGGGUGGUUCUAGAGUAAAGUGUUUUUCCCAAGAACACAGGGCUAGAACCUAGAAUUUCUAAUCCAGAGUCCAUUACACUGACAACAGGGAUCUUACAAUAUGCACAAGGAAAAAUAGAUGGUUAGCUCAACAUAACAUGUGUGGUUAGUUUCAAGUCUCAGCCUACAUAUACCAACCCCUGAAAUUACAGGUUAUCUCUUCUCUUUCAUCUGACCUUCCUCUAGCAGUCUUGUCAGAUCUGGGUAAUGACUGAUCAUGCUAAUAACUUGAGAUCCUGCUCAGUUAAUUACCUUUCAAAACUGCUGAGACAUGCAAACAUCUUUGGAGGCAACAAAAUUAAAUAACUUACUUAUUACUCAAAACUGUUGUCAUGCCAUCAACGGAUUAAAAGCCAGCUUGUGUGUAGUAUGCUGUAAGAUUUUAUUACAUUUCUUAAUACAUGUGCUAUGAUUGGUCAAUUAAGUAGGCCAUAUUUAAUAUCCCCCCCCCUCUAUUUGGACUCAGAGAUAAAACAGAUAUCUUAACUUGUUAUCCCAGUCGAUAACUUACAGUACAGACCUGAAAUUCAGUUAAGAUACAAAUGUUGCAAAAUACUGACAUAAAUGUAAACAAUUUUUUAGUUUAACAAUUGCUUUUUUUGCUGAUUUUCUCAUUUAGAAUCCUGCAUUCAGGCCAGACAAAGAUGUAGAUAUUGAGUUACAAGUUUCAUCAUUUAGCCCUCUUGGAUUAAGAGAGGAUGUGUUGAAGGCUUUGUACAAUAUAAAUGUUACAAAACCCACAGUCAUUCAGGUGCAUGAAUUUGGAAAAUUUUGAAAUUAUUCUGAAGUAGUCAUGGCUUGUUAUUGUGGUGUACAUGUAGCAUUACAGGCCAAGUUUGUUAUACAGUUAAGCCUUAUUGUUUAGGUCUUAUUUCGUUAACCAAAUUUUCUUCAAUUUUUAUCUGGAAUUAUCAAUUCAAUUUAAUUAUUAUUUAUCACAUCCAUUUUGAUAUCACUGAUGAUCCUUGCAAUCUGAUUGGCUCUCUGCAGUGCAAUACUCUAAAUUGCAUCUCUUUUCCCACCUAAUAAGAAAAUAACACUAAGAAAACAAAAACAACCAAUCAGAUUUCAAGACGUGUUCAAAGUAACCAAUCAGAUUGCAGGAAAACGAUGGGCAAGGAAACCAUCAGGCUGAAGACCAACAUUUUUUUUUAACAAAAUUUUGCAAUUUCAAAAUGGAUAUGUUCUGUUAGAUGUAAUGAAUAAACCAUUACAACAACAACAAAAAGGAAAGAAAUAUGGAUGCAAUUAGAUGGUAAUUGGUUUUCCUUUUGUGCAAUUUUUUCCAAAAUUAUACUUGUGAUUUCAAAAUGAACUUGUACUGUAGGUUUGUUAGAUUUUGAAAUUGUGCAGAUGAUCUCAGAUAAAAUUGUACUCUACUUAGUUCAAUUAUCAUUAUUUAUCAUCACCUUAAGCUUUCACAAAGCAGAAUUACAGUACUUAGCCAGAUUUUGACAGCUCAAGACUUACUGAAAACCCAAGUAAUUUUGACUGUGGCAGUAUCUUUAAAAGAAUAUCUGCUAGUUUUACAUUUCAAAAGGAAUUCUCAGAGCACACUUAUCAAUUAGCUUAUUUGUAAGUACUGACACACAGAAAUACAUUUUUGUUACCUAAAAAAACUUGUUCAAAUGUACAUAUUUAACACAUAGAAAUUCACUAAAAUUUUGGUUUUAAAUUUUCAGAUGGUAACAAUUCCCCCAUUACUUAAAAGAGAGCAUGUGCUUUGUGCUGCACAAACAGGUAUUGAACUGGUUAAUUGCUGUAGAUAACGGGACAAAUUUAUCAGGCAGGGGUUGUCAUCUUGAUGUAACUCCAAAUUCUCCUGGCUGAUUUACAAGGUAAAGUAAAGCAACGAGACAGGAGGAUUACAAUGAGACCCUAGGAAUGAGAGCCACAGGCCGCAAAUUUUACAGUCCUUUGAUUGAGAGACUGAUUAUUAUUCCAGGGACUGGAAAAACUCUUGCUUACCUGGCGCCAGUGGUUCACCAUCUGAGAGAAGACGAGCGCAAACAUGGUGUCAUAACGCGUCUGAAACGACCACGAGCAUGUAUUGUUGUUCCAGGCAGGGAACUUGCUAUUCAAGUGUUAGUAAGUAUCUUUGUUUCUCUUCUCUUUAUCUUAGAACUCGUAAAAUGAAAAGUUAGAAUCUUGGCAAUCUCUGAGCUAAGUGGCUCCUUAAGUUAAAUUGGACAGCUUUUCUGACUGGUUGCCUAUUGUAGAGCAUUGUGUUGGCGAAAGACUUUCCUUAAGGUGGUAGAAAUGUAGCCCGACUGGAGCGCAAAUUACAAGAAACUUAUUCCCCAUCGAGUUAUCGACAUUGCUGAUCCUAGCAGUAUGCAGAACGCGUGUCAUAUGAACUUUGUAAUAGACCUCGCUAGCCGUAGAGUCUCUGUGGCUCAGUGGUAGAGCAUCGCAGCGCGGACGAAGGUCAGAGGUUCGAUUCCUCAUGGGGACUCAGAAUUUUUGCUUUGUCCCACGCUCGUGACAGGACGAAAAACAACUUUCCCCAAUAAGAUUAAUUGUUCCAUUCAGAUUUGUCUUUCAAAUUGACUUCAUUUGCGAUGGCCUUAAAUGGGUCUGUAACACACACAGGCGUGUUAAAUCAUGUAUCGUCAUGAAUAAAGUGUAAAUUAAAAGCUUCACCUUACUAGACACAAGUACAGAAUGAUCGUGGCAGGUGAGGUGCAAUUUAUGCAGUGGUGAACACUUGCAUGACUUGUACCCUUUCUUUUUUUUUUUCUCCAGGAAGUUGCUAAGUCAUUAAGUCAUCAUGCACGCUUUAAAUCAGUUGGCAUUAUCGGCGGACGGAAAAAGGUGAGAGAGUUCAAAAGUACAGCCAAGGGCGGGGUACCUUAAAUUGAGCGAUUUAGCCUGUAAAUCCGGCACUUAUCAGUCACCGGCAUAGAAGGAGAGGACUUGUGGGUUACUUUUGGGAGUGUCUGGAACGCUCUGCCAUGGUCAAGACAUCCUUAGGGCGAGCAGAUUUUAACCCUUACCCUUUUCCUUACCCUAACCCUAAUCCAUUUUGAACCCGCUUGAGUUGUUGUCGUUGCCGUUGGCGUUGUUUUUUUUCUUGUUCUUGCUUUUUUUGUUCUCGGUUUUUUUUUGUUCCUGUCUUUUUUGUUGUUGUUGUUGUUGUUGUUUUGUUGCUUUCUUGCUUUGUUGUUUUGUUGUUUUGUUGUUUUGUUGUUUUGUUGUUUGUUGUUUGUUUUGUACAAGUGGUGGUAAUUUGUAUAUAAAGGGGGUGAUUUUCACUGAUAACACAGCCUGUGAUGCAUGUAAAUGUCAGUGGGUCCUCUGUGCAGUUACCUUCCUCCCCCCUUCCCCCCCCUCCACCCUUUCCUUCUCCCUUAAAUGGAAAUAUCCCACGCGCUUGAAGUUGUUUUGUCGAGGUCGAUUAGUAAUGAAGUAACACGUGCUUUUCAGGUAUUGUGAAUUUAUAACUAAACUGCUGGCUGUAAAAAAUGUUUCUCUCACAGAAAUUUAUGAAAAGAGACCUUGCGUCUCCCGUGGAUCUCGUGGUUGCCACUCCAGGAACGUUACUUCAAUUUCGCCAGAAAGGUACAUACCUUAUUGGAACUGAUCUUAUAAGCGCUUACCGAAGAUAAAGUGACCGGCUUGCGUGACACGUGCUUAUGUUAUCGGUCACGCUCCGAGUGCGCUGAGUUGUUCACGGAACGACUCUUAAAAAAGGACGUAGAAUACUCAUAGUCUUGUAUUUUCACUGUGAUUUUCAGGGGUAUCAAUAACUUUUUCAUAAGACGGUUGCUGAAAAUCUAAUAGGCAGCCGUGGCCAGAAAAGGGGUGGUAAGGCAAAACCCAAACACGAGGGCCUGCUCUCGGACUAAACAGACAGGGGUGAGGGGUCUUAUAAGCGGCGGUCCGGUAACCGGCUUUUUUGAAACCUCAGGGAUUCUUGUCCCCGUUUUUGUCCUUACUAAUGAGUGGUUUCUACUCCUUUUUUUUUUAGAUCGUUUAUUUUUCUCGGAUUUGUCGUAUUUGGUAAUUGAUGAAGCGGAUUCCAUGUUUGAUUCCUCGUUCAAAUCAGAUACAAUGGAAAUUCUCCAAUCGAUCUCGGUGAGUCGACACGUACCAUCGUUGUUACACAUAUUUUUCUUUGCAUACACGCUUGACGUACGCACAGCACAUCCCUAACUGAGUGAUUUCUACAGGGUGUUAAUUUACAACCGGCAACCCACUUGGAAGAGACGCUUUGGUCUUUGCUCCUGACCCUUAAACUCCCAUUAGUGACCAAAACCGAAUUUCUCCUUACAAUAUCACCACAAUAUUAAGCGGACAAGUGAUGAGAAUAAAGAAAGAUAUCAAUUAGUGGAAUAUGAAUUUGAUCCAAUACCAAAUUCAAUUAAACUCCAUUUUGAAAUCGCCCAAAUACAGAACUUGGUCAGUUCAAAUAUUUUAUUAAUACAAUACUGAGCUGGUUUGGGAAAAUUCAUCCGUUUUUGGGAGAAAAAUUUUUGGAAACAAAAGUUGAAAAUUUGUUGAUACAGGAUAAGAAUUGAUCCAACAAGCCUUGAAGUCAUUCCCUUGUUUUGUUUUUUUAUGUCAUUGGCUGGUAAAAGAUGCGAUUUAAAAGCUUUGGUGCAAUUUGAAUUCUAUUUAUUUCUUUCCAACUAGUGGAUUAUGAAUUUAUCAAAUUUCUUUUAAACUAUCAUCAAAAGAAUCGGAGUUAGGAAAAUUACUGAACGUUCACAUGUGGGUUUACAGGAAAGGGGUCAAAUGUUAAUGUUUGGAACCGUUCUAUUUAUUUCUUUUCCUGGGGCUUUCUUCCCUGGGUUCACAUGUAAAGGGGAAAAUCCCUGUAGCUUCAUUUUACACAAAACAGAUACAUUUUGGCUCAACCCGGAGUAUUUGUGGGGAAAAAAAUGCACUCAAAGGCAGACAAGUACUGUCCUUGUUGUUAUUAAAUUUUAUAUACCCUGUUGAAUACAUUUUUUCAAUUUGCCAAUGGGUACUAGUUGGUCAUUCAAUCACCUCUCAUAUUUCAUCCCAAAUCAUUGUUUUAUUUCAUGUUCUGUUCGGUUGCGACAACCACUUUAUGUAACCUUGUUACAGAUACGACAAGGUAGACCAUCUCCUCCCAGCGAGCAGCCGGUGGACACACAAGUCACUAUUGUCGGUGCAACGAUGCCAAAUGAGUUGGUGGUAGACACCUUACAGCGAAUGCUUCCGGUAAGAUGCAGUGUGAUCAGCAUGUCGGGUGUUUCUUUUUUGUUUUUGUUUUUUUUUCCACUAAGGAAAUCGGUUGGAUAGUUUUUAUUCCUGUUUCGGUUAUCUCUCUCAAGCUUUACGUGUGGGACAUUUUUUCUCGUGAUGCAUGUAAGGCAGUAAUGGGGAACUGUUUUUUUUGAUAUUUGCAAUGAGGCGGUUCAUGUUUUCCUGCAAUUAUUGCCUGGUCUCUUUGAAACAAAGGCCACACGCGUCGUUGAUUGUAACAAGCGAGUAUAUAUUUCUUUCAGCGCUUAAAAACCUGUUCUUCUGGUCUUCACCGCGUUCUUCCCCAUAUCAGACAUAGGUUUGUAAAAAUCAAGCAGGAGGAAAAGGCAGGUAAGAGAAACAAGGAUGUCUGUGUUAUAAUAACUUCCUCUGUUUAGAGGGGACGGAACAAAAGUUCUUUGAGUUGUGAGAAGAAGUUUAAAUAUGCCGCGGUUGUAAAACUCCGGUCAAAGUUCUCUUUGAAGCAGAAUUAAAAUAUCUCCCCUUGCACAUGAAGUUUCGGAUCUGAAAUCAAAGUCCUGCAGCAGUACACAGGGAUAUUAGUUUUUUUUAAGGACAAGUUUACCCUGGAAUUCUGUCAACGAUGUCUGUGAAUACUCUUGCUGAUUCAACGUUUUAAAAAUUCGCCGAACUCAAUUAAAUGUAGUUUAGUAUUUUGUUUUAAUUUUUUUAUUUUUGCAGGCAAACUCCUAAGACUCCUGAGACACGACCUUCAAGAUCCUUUUCAGCGAACUAUCGUGUUCUGUAAUACCACAGAGGCUUGCGAUUUUGUGGGGCAUUUUCUCGUAGAGAAGCGUAUCAAAUUUAUCCGACUUCACAAAGUGCUUCCUUCCAAGGUAAUAAAUUUGCUAGCUUGUGAUGGUUAGGUCAGUUCUAAGUUAACUCUUUACACCCUAACAUCAGCAUGCAUGUUCCCCAUACUGUUUUCUAUACAUUUCCUACUGCGCUAACAGGGAGAAUUUGUUGAACAAUCAAGAGGUUUUAUAGUUGAUGAUCAUUUCCUUUAUUGGACAUCUUAACGGAUAGAAUUUUUUUCCAAUUUGUACUAAAAGGUUGAACAACAGGGAAAACGAACAGUUGUCCAAUGUUUUUGUUUUGGCAAUUUUUUUGCUUAUUGAAGGUGAGGAGCAACUUAUUUGAAGAGUUCCAAGAGGGAAGAGCAAGAGUUCUUGUUUGUACUGAUAUAGCAUCUAGAGGAGUAGACCCUGAUGUAAGUAUGAACGAAGUUUACUUCAUUCUGCUGAGCUGUGAAGGGGAACUCAGCGGUCAAAAGUGGGUGCAUGCGCGAGGGGAUUAAUUCUGGCCGGCCGCUUGCCGAUUUCCCGCGCAAAAUUUCAAAGGGAACAUAAGAAACAACCACUGUCUUGCAAAGUAAGCGAAAGAAAUUGAAACGUCCGUAGAAAUCUGUAAAAGAAAACAAAAGUAGGGGAAACUGAAGAGACACGACACUAUUCGAGUACAAAACCUAUUUAAGUAAGGGUAUCCUGUUGAUUUGAGCUUCACCAAAUUCGUCAUACGCAUAUAUCGUGACUUAGUGUCUUGUGUGUGUGUUUGUUUGUACCUCAUGUGGGAUACCUUGAUUAUGAAAGCCUGUAGGCACGCCAACUAAUGUUCAACGUCUAACUGCUGUGUACCUCAAGCCGUGGGUGCUUCAGUGCGCUCGCAAUACUCUCCACACUAAAACAACCACGGCCGCAUACUAGGCCUGAGUUGUUAAUUAUUUUGUUCAUAUACGCCACGAUGUAUACAAUUUCUACAGUUCUCAGUUGAGGUGGCUCCAAGGAUUGUGAGCCGCGCACUGGCGUUAUGUUUUUCUGGAGAAUUUUUGAUGUCUUUUUGUCGUCAAGAUCACUAAAAGUGACCAAAAUGUUAUGAACAAGAUUUGGACUGUUAUCCUCUGUAAUUGACAUUAUCAUCAUGGCUUUCCUUCUUUAAGAUAGAAAGCGGUCUACUGCUUUACUUUAUUUCAAGUUUUCUGAACAUUUAAGCUGACUUUGUUCUCCCCAUUCUCCCCUCAGGUAGGCCAUGUGAUCAACUUUGACUUUCCCACGUCAUUAGUGGACUAUAUUCACCGCGUGGGUAGAACUGGCCGUGUAACGACAGAGACGACAUCAACAGGGGUGUCGGUAGCCACCAGUCUACUUACUCACAAUCGGGAUGUUAGAAUGGCAAAGAUAAUUGAGGUAAGACGAUGGUCUUUCCUUGUUUGUUGGUCAUAAUGUAUAUUAAAAUAAAACACCGCUGAGAGAGGAUGGCGUUGUUUGCCAGCUGGUAAAACGCGCAGCCCCAAACCGAAUGGCCAAAAGUCAUUUGAAACGAUUUAAAUACGAUCGACCUAAAGAAACUAAAACUAUUUCCGGUUUCCUGUCGAAAGAAAUUGUGAUUAUGUAGCAUCAGUAAGUAAAAAUCUUAGCAUAUUUGUCCAGGACAUAGUCGAGAGAGUAGGCGUGAUUUUGACGGGCGAGUGGUUAGUACUUUCGGAUCAACAUGAUCAACUGCGCACCUACCCCUCCCCCAACCCAACAUUAACCCGAACUUGUUCUCAGUUGACUGUUGGGUUAGGGAAGGGUAGGUGUGCAGUUGUUUAGAUACUGGCAUUGAUCCGUGUGCCGAAAAUUGUAGCUGCCAUAGUUGAUCUCUACAGCGGAAGGUUGGGGAGAGAAAUAAAUUUGUACUAAGGGGGGGGGGUGGGGGAGCGACGUUCGAAAGGAAGGAGAUGGAAGGGCUCCCUCCCCCACUGUCCACUCUAACUUUUCAUCAAACAUGGUCGGUCGGGUAAACGAUUGCGCGCUUGUAACGUUAACUCGCGCUAUUAAGACGCCUGUACUGCAGGUAAGCCAUGACGUGGAAUCGAUGUCCUUUCUUUUUCAACAAUUGCCUCAUCUUGGUGAUACGUUUACGACGGUCAGUGCCCUUUGGCGAAUCGAUUUGUUGUAAAAGUAUGUUCUAUUGACAUUACUGGCUUGUUCCAUUGUAGCAAGCAGCUAAAAAACAGCGACGUCUGGAAGGUAUCGAAAUUCGCCCCAAGCGCCCCUCUGCGGAGCCUGGCCCUAAAGAGAUCUGGGAAAAUAAAGAAAUAAACUUUAAAAAGUUGGAUGAUGAAGACUUUGACGGGGAAGAUGUAGAGUUCACGUGACAUGCGGUGUCUCAGAUUGAAACAAACAUUUCUUAAUUAUGGAAAUAAAUCGUUAACACUACGAGUUACAUGGAUCCUUUGAAGUUCAUAGUGAGCGUGUCUUUGGGCCCAUGCUUGUCUUGCGAAACGACUGUAAGCGCCUUAUAAAGGAAAGUGAAGAUAUCUUAUGACUAAAAUGUCAACCAAAAUGAAAGGAAAAAAAAAACGUUGAAAAACGUCAUUAAAGAUAAGUAUAUGUGCAGCUGAGUACGUCUUCAGUUUUUUUAAUUUGUUCUGUUUACACUACAAGAAUUAUGUAUGAUUGUGUAUAAUUAUUGUUAAAAAGUCUUCUUGUUUUAAUUCAUGUCUUUAUUUUCAGUUUUUAAAAUUAGCAUUAGUGCACUUGCUGGUUAAGAGCCAUAUCCCACGUGCAGACACAAGGAUCUCUUCAUUAUACAUUCAUUCAACGUUAUCAGAAGUGUAGAUCAUGCUUCUUACCUAACAUAAACAACUCUAUGCAAAUGAAGUGCCCAAAUUCCCCUCGCUCUUUUCUCCUCCGCUUCAAUAACGCCGUCUGCUAAUUCGCUCCCUUUUACCAAGUGAACGCCCGAAACAGGUUAUGUUCGUUGAUAAAAUUGAAGCGAAUAUUUCUCCAUUAGUUUCCGUCUUAGUGUACCUAAUAUUCUAGGUUAAGUAAGGUCUCAGUUAUUUCCUAAGGAUACCACGAUAAGAUAGCACUCAGCAGCUGUUUUCACUUGUUGGCGUAUGUCCAAAGAUCGACGUACAGCCACCAAUACUGG